GCGCUCCCGUGCGCCCCGCGGCACAGGCCCCCGCUCUCGAGGAUGCGCGCGCGCGACCCCCUCCUCCGGGACCCGCAGAGCUGGCGCCCCCGCCCUGUAGGGCUAUGAGUCAUUGAUUAAAAAGAAGAACUUUUCCAAAUACUUUGCACUUUUGGUUGUGUAUUAUGGAUACCAAGGAGGAGAAGAAGGAACGAAAACAAAGCUAUUUUGCUAGAUUGAAAAAGAAAAAACAAGCCAAACAAAAUGCAGAAACAACCUCAGCAGUAACCACAAGAACUCAUCUUGGGAAAGAAGAUACAAAUUCAGUUAUUUUAGAACAAGACAAAUGUAACAUUGCUGUGGAAGAGGAAUGUAUUGCUGAUGAGAAAAAGAAGAGAAAAAACAACCAGUUAAAGGAAAUCAGACGCACAGAACUAAAGAGAUAUUACAGUAUUGAUGACAAUCAAAACAAAACACAUGACAAAAAAGAGAAGAAGAUGGUGGUUCAGAAGCCCCAUGGUACCAUGGAAUACACUGCUGGAAGUCAGGACACACUAAACUCCAUAGCACUGAAGUUUAACAUCACUCCAAACAAAUUAGUGGAAUUGAAUAAACUUUUCACACAUACUAUUGUUCCAGGCCAGGUUCUUUUUGUGCCAGAUGCCAACUUUCCUUCCAGUACCUUAAGGCUAUCAUCAUCCAGUCCCGGUGCUACUGUCUCUCCCUCAUCAUCAGAUGCAGAAUAUGAUAAGCUGCCUGAUGCUGACUUAGCAAGAAAGGCCUUAAAACCCAUUGAAAGAGUAUUAUCAUCUACUUCUGAAGAAGAUGAGCCAGGAGUGGUUAAAUUUCUAAAAAUGAAUUGUCGAUACUUCACUGAUGGAAAGGGUGUGGUUGGAGGUGUCAUGAUUGUCACUCCUAACAACAUCAUGUUUGAUCCUCACAAGUCUGAUCCCCUGGUUAUUGAAAAUGGGUGUGAGGAGUAUGGCCUCAUCUGCCCCAUGGAAGAGGUUGUUUCCAUUGCCCUCUACAAUGACAUCUCCCACAUGAAGAUCAAAGAUGCCUUGCCAUCUGACCUACCUCAGGAUCUUUGUCCUCUGUACAGGCCUGGAGAAUGGGAAGACCUAGCUUCAGAAAAAGAUAUCAACCCAUUCAGUAAGUUCAAAUCCAUCAAUAGGGAAAAACGACAGCAGAAUGGAGAGAGAACCAUUGCUUCAGAUUCCAAAUCCGCAGGCUCUUUGGAGGAGUCCACAGAACACUCCCACACAAAGCCUUCAAGCAGCCCUCUCUCAGGGAAAUUAAAGAAACGGGAACCCUCUAGGGAGACUAGGAGUGGAUCUCCCCUAGUGACUCAGCUCAGUAAGCCACCUUCAGACACACAUACCGCAUUUGAUUCUGCACCCAAAGAAAACUCCCUUUUGGGGGAAGAUGAUGACUUUGUAGACUUGGAAGAGCUUUCUUCCCAAACUGAGAGUGGAAUGAGCAAAAGAGGCACUUCAAAGAAACUCCUUGCAGUUGACCCAGAAAAGCAAAAGAAGUCUGAACCACCACAAGUAAUCAAUUCGGCUGUAGAACCACAGUUACGGUCAUCCCGGGACUUUUCAGGACCAGAGAGUGAUGCUGAAUUGAAGGGGACCUUAGACAUAGAAACCUGUGAGAAGCAAGACAUAAUGCCAGAAGUGGACAAGCAGUCUGGAUCCCCAGAAAGCCAGGUAGAAAAACCACUGAACAUACAUGAAGAUCUAGAUAAAGUUAAGCUCAUUGAAUAUUACCUAAACAAGAGUAGAGAAGGGUCCCAGUUACCCGAAAAUGUUCAAAAGGCAGAAUUAAGUGAUGGCAACUGUGUGGAACCAGUGGGAAUAGACAUCACCCUGAGCAGUUCUCUUCUCCAGGAAGGAGAUUCGCCAACUGAGGGCAAUAAAAAAACAGAAAAGGCCUGCCUGAAAGAAAGAGAACCCCUGCCACUCAGAUUGGACAAGGACACAGAAGAAAAUGUGAUCAAAGAUAAAGAGUCUCUAGAUCCAUUUUUGGAAUCUGCUCUGGAUAAAAGUUGCCAAGGUGCCCAAAUGGAUAAUAAAUCUGAGAUUCAGUUGUGGCUGUUAAAGAGAAUUCAGGUUCCCAUUGAAGAUAUACUUCCCUCGAAAGAAGAAAAGAGCAAGACCCCACCCAUGUUUUUGUGCAUCAAAGUUGGGAAACCAAUGAGGAAAUCCUUUGCUACCCCAACUGCCACCAUGGCCCAGCAAUAUGGUAAACGAAGAAAGCAGCCAGAGUACUGGUUUGCUGUUCCUCGGGAGAGGGUGGAUCAUUUGUACACCUUCUUUGUUCAGUGGUCUCCUGAUGUCUAUGGGAAAGAUGCGAAAGAGCAAGGCUUUGUGGUGGUAGAAAAGGAGGAGCUGAAUAUGAUCGACAAUUUCUUCAGUGAGCCAACAACCAAGAGCUGGGAGAUCAUCACUGUGGAAGAGGCAAAGCGCAGGAAGAGCACGUGCAGUUACUAUGAGGAGGAGGAUGAUGAGGGGCUGCCAAUCCUGCAGCCCCACAGUGCACUCCUGGAAAACAUGCACAUAGAGCAGCUGGCCCGACGCCUUCCAGCAAGGGUGCAGGGGUAUCCAUGGAGACUGGCCUAUAGCACAAUAGAGCAUGGAACCAGCUUGAAAACUCUCUACCGGAAAUCAGCGUCUUUGGACAGUCCUGUCCUAUUGGUCAUAAAAGAUAUGGAUAAUCAGAUUUUUGGAGCAUAUGCAACUCAUCCUUUCAAGUUCAGCGAUCACUACUAUGGCACAGGCGAAACAUUCCUCUACACAUUUAGCCCACAUUUCAAGGUUUUUAAGUGGAGUGGAGAAAACUCAUAUUUCAUCAAUGGAGACAUAAGUUCUUUAGAACUUGGUGGUGGAGGGGGACGAUUUGGUUUGUGGCUAGAUGCUGAUUUAUACCAUGGUCGAAGCAACUCAUGCAGCACUUUUAAUAAUGAUAUUCUUUCCAAAAAGGAAGACUUCAUAGUUCAGGACCUAGAGGUAUGGACAUUCGAGUGAAAUUCAGACUGCCUUAAAAUAUAUCAUUAAAUAGACUGGGUUGGCUCGGCCCUCCUAAAGCUGGCUGAAGACGAAGCCCCACAGCAGGUGCCCCAUCCUAUCACAGCGCUUGCUUUCUGCCAUCAUCUCCGAGCAUGAUCACAUCGCAGAAAGAUUCUGAAAGCUACAUGUGGAGGGCAGACACUGAAGAAAGGAAUUGGAAGUCCAGAUUGUCGAAAGACUGUACUUUCCACUUCUUUUGAACCCAUAUUGUGAAGAUUCAGAAUGUUUAUAGCUGUAUAAGGUGAAUGCAAUUUUUAUUUUUGGUAACUGUGAAAAAAAAAGAUACUGUGGAAAUAUAUACAUGCCUUGUGUAUUUAUCAGCAUCAUUUUCAUUACCAAAAUGUACAGCUAUUGUUUGCCACGAAAAGGUUGGUCUCAGAAAAAUUGAAAGGACAUAGCACUUAAAGGGAAUGUAUGAUUUUUUUAAUCUGUUUUAUUUAUUAUUUCUAGUAUGUUGCUAGAAAUGUGUUGGUAGGUUUUUUUUUUCUUUUAAUGUGUCAAAUCUUGAAAUAAAAAAUUUUGUGCUAUGUUUUGGGAACAAAUCCUUGAUUUACACAGCUUUCUAUUGAAUUUUCUUUGCCCUGAUUGUUUAGGGUGAUAGGUUUUUGGAAGUAAAUAUAUCUAUAUCUAUAUACGCACAUAUAUAUAUACACACACAUAUAGAUAUAGAUAUAGCUCAUUAUCAAUGUUUAUUGAUUUGACUCUUAUAGGCCAGCUUCUCUUGUUUAGCCAUUAAGAGGUACACUGAACAUAUUUGUGCAAGGAAGAAUAUACCAUUUGUCUCUCACAUCAUAAACUGGUAUUUAUAGAAAUGGAAACCUUUAUGAACAGGCCCUGCUUCUGAAAGGAAAAUGUUUCACUUUUUAUGAAAUCGUGUGUGUUAAUAACAAAACCUUAAUUUUCAUGGGUUUUUUUUGGCACACAACUUCUCUCAAGCAGUUAUAUUAGUAGGAAGGCCUGUCUUAAAAGGAACUAAGUAUUUUAAUUUCUCCAUUUUUAAGUUGAAAUGAUAAAUGUCAAAUUAGGCCAAUUUUCUGGGUUUCUAGAAUCUUCUUUGAGACAAAUCAGUGCAAAGAAAUACAUUCUAUCCCAAAUUGGAACAAAAUGAAAUCUAUUUUUUUUAAAUAUUAACCCAGUUUCACACCAUAAAACAUCUUCUGUUAAAAAAAAUAAUAAAACCUUGUUGAAAACUUAACAAAUAUCAGUAAUUGUCAGACUUUUAUGAAAGCCAAAGACUGCUAAUAGAAAAAAUUUAAAUAAUAGCCAAAGCUGGUAGUCAUCACAAAUUAUUUCCCCAGUGAUCUUUGAAAGGAAAGUUAAUAAUGAAGAGCAUUUACAUCUCUAUUUUUAAAAAGAAAAUACUCAUAGAAUAUUUCUUUUAGCUUACUCUCCUAUUUUAAACUAUUUGUAAGAGAACAAACCAAUUGACAGAUCAACAAUUAUUAUACUACACUCCCAUUGCUAUAAAAUUUUAAAUCUGUAGCCCAGACAUACUUUUCACACAUUCUCCUUUUUUGGUUAACAACAUAUUGGCAAUUUAACCUUAAUCUAGUCAUUCAAAAAAUGAGUUGAUGGAGAUACCAGAAAUCUCUUGAUCAUGUUUACCAUUUAUGCCAUUUGUAACCAUAUGCUAUUAAUGAACAAAAUGGUCAUUUCUUUUGCAUAUAGCUUACUCUUAUCUAGUUGAGUCUAUGAUACUAUACUCAUGAGAGUAUAUCCAGAUGCUUUGUUCUCUAUUUAAAACAGUAUUGUCCAACAGAAAUGUGUGACCCUUCAUUUAUGGAUAUUGACUAUAUGUAAUGCAGUGCUAUCCCAAUAUUUUCAAUAAAGGAAAUUACGCAUUCAGUGUGA
Messenger RNA from Dipodomys spectabilis (banner-tailed kangaroo rat), 4898 nucleotides. RefSeq names its product nuclear receptor coactivator 7 (gene Ncoa7). NCBI's taxonomy places the organism in Eukaryota, Metazoa, Chordata, Mammalia, Rodentia, Heteromyidae. The transcript has 16 exons. Gene Ontology annotation, biological process: response to oxidative stress; regulation of transcription by RNA polymerase II. The coding region runs from base 165 to 3005 and encodes 946 amino acids. Gene Ontology annotation, cellular component: nucleus. The record is from RefSeq and is a predicted model, not a curated record.